Trichomonas vaginalis G3 is the source of this 777-nucleotide messenger RNA. Its product is annotated as bifunctional inhibitor/lipid-transfer protein/seed storage 2s albumin superfamily protein family. The coding region runs from base 1 to 777 and encodes 258 amino acids. The record is from RefSeq and is a predicted model, not a curated record. NCBI's taxonomy places the organism in Eukaryota, Parabasalia, Trichomonadida, Trichomonadidae. The transcript has a single exon.
AUGAUUAUCAUUGCACCAGAAACAGCCUUUGAAACACCAUUCCUUACCUCAUUUGAAACCCCAUAUGAAACUGCCUCAUCAACACCAUUUGAAACAGCAUUCCAAACAGCUGCACAAACAGCUUUUGAGACUCCAUUCGUUACUGCUUUUGAAACAGCAUAUCAAACAGCAUUCAAGACUCCAUUCGAUACUGCAGGUCAAACAAUGAGUGAAACACCAUUUGAAAGUGCAUUUGAAACACCAUUCGUUACUGCUUUUGAAACAGCUUUCCAAACUCCCGAAAUCACACAAAAUAAUGUUCCUCCAAUCGAUCCUCAACCAUCCGAAAAUGAAGGCGACCCAGAUAAACCAACAGAAAAACCAUCCGAAAAUGAACAAGGUAAACAAUCAGAAAAAAAUUCUGCAAAUGCACCAUUCCAUUCAGUAAGUUCUUCGACGAACAGUGGAAAAAUUCAAGAACAGCAAACUACAGAAACAGCAUCAAAGAGCAAAUCAUGGAUUUACAUCUUAAUAGGUGUUGUUUGUGUUCUUGCUCUCAUUGCAAUUAUUGUUGUUGUAGUUGUUCUGAAAAAGAAGAGUGAUAAUUCUGAUUCCCUUGAGACAGAACCUGCUGAUGACAAUCCAGAAACUGUGAUAGGAGAAGAUGAAUUUGCCGCAGAAGGCAACACAACAGAUGUCUUCAAUUUGACGUCCUCAAUUUGUGGUGAUAAUGAUCCAUUUAAUGUCGGUUCGGACUUAGAAAGUGAUUCUGUUAACGAAAAUUAUGUCUUUAUAUAA